UGAACGGUUUGAAUUUUGCGUCUCUCGCUGUCUCGCUGCUGAGUAACGCUUUUGACAUGUUGUAAUAUCAAGGAUAUUCCGUCAAAAUCGCGAAACGUAAAUUGUUGUAAUGGUGCACGAUUGAAAGGAACAAACGUGCAGUUUUUACGGAAAAAAAUUGUUUGGUGAUUGAUUAUUGGUGCGCUGAUAAAAUGCAUGCUAACCGCGCUACCACCGAUCCUUUAGACGCGUAGUUUCCUCUAACCUUUUAUACUUUACACCUGAAUUGAAAAAUCCAAGUUUUUAUUUAUUUAUUCUAAAGUAAAGUCGCGGUGAAUUUGUUAUAUCGCUCUCUUCCGUUGAUUACGAACGUGAAAUCGAAAACAUGUCUGACAAAUUGGCCGAAUCGAUAGAGGACGACAACUCCGUUACUAUGCUCGAUGUUCUCCAAGUAGAGAAUCAGCUCGAGGAAGACGCAUAUGCAGUCUUGGGCGCCUCCGAUGAUCAAAAUUGUACUUAUAACAAGGGAUAUAUAAGACAAGCAUUGUAUGCGUGUAAAACAUGUUGUUCGGACAAAAUUCGAGCCGCCGUUUGCUUGGCAUGUAGUUUUCAUUGUCAUGAAGGGCACGAACUUGUGGAACUGUAUACAAAGCGACAUUUCAGAUGCGACUGUGGAAAUUCCAAGUUUAAUGGCAAACAAUGUAAUUUGGAGAAGCUGAAGUCUGCUAUCAAUACGGAAAAUAAAUAUAAUCAAAAUUUUGAUGGAGUUUAUUGCACUUGCGCGAGACCAUAUCCUGAUCCUGAAGGCGAUGAAGAUGACAUGUUCCAAUGUACAAUAUGCGAAGAUUGGUAUCAUUUGAAGCAUCUAGAAUGUGACAAUGGUAUACCUGCAGAUAAUGCAUACGAUGAAAUGAUUUGUGUGGGUUGUAUGAAACAACACAAUUUUCUAUGGAAAUAUGCAUCAAAAUAUGCAGUCUCGAGAAAAUCAGAUGUAAAAUCUGAUGUAUCUGAGAAGAAUGAAGAAAUAGAAGUCGAUCAAUUAUCGGAAGGAUGUCGAAUGCCAAAACAUAAUUGUGCUAAUAUUAAAGGAAGCUGUUUUUGGAUAGAAGGCUGGAGAGCCGCAUUAUGCACUUGUGAAGAAUGCAAAUCGUUGUAUAAUGCAAAAGGCAUUGCAUUUUUACUCGAUCCAAAAGAUAGUGUACAAGCGUAUGAAGAAGCAGGCAAGAUGAAUAAGCAAGAAUCGCAAUAUGAGAAAGGUAUGAAAGCUCUUGCAAGCAUGGGACAUGUACAAAAGUUGACAGCAAUCGAAGAAUACAACAAUAUGAAAGAACGACUUAUGGAAUAUCUACAAAAGUUUGCGGAAAACAAAAAGGUUGUACGUGAAGAAGACAUCAAAGAAUUUUUCUCAGAAAUGGAAUCAAAGAAACGUCCCAAAGUGACAGUGCCAACAUAUUGUCGUUGAAAAAAUAUUAUGAUAUACAUACAUAUAUAUAUUGAUAAUUUAUCAGAUAUUAUCAGUAUUGUGGAAGAAAAUAAUGUGCAUGAUUUAAAAAAGCAAUGGAGAGAAAGAGAAGAGAAAAAAAUUUAUUAAAAAAUUGCCAGUCUAAUCUGAUACAUGUGUAUCGACAUAAAAGAAACACUAGUUAUUUAAACAUACACAUUCCUUAAUAUCCCAGCUUUAAUAUAAUAAAAUAGAACAUUUAUAAUAAACUAAAUAGGAAAUCAAUAUCAAACAUAAAUUGCAGA
Molecule: messenger RNA, 1725 nt
Organism: Formica exsecta
Lineage: Eukaryota; Metazoa; Arthropoda; Insecta; Hymenoptera; Formicidae
Product: putative E3 ubiquitin-protein ligase UBR7
Exons: 8
Coding region: 365-1441 (358 amino acids)
Cellular component (GO): cytoplasm
Molecular function (GO): zinc ion binding; ubiquitin protein ligase activity
Source: RefSeq, a predicted model, not a curated record